This is a messenger RNA of Dermatophagoides farinae (American house dust mite), 1359 nucleotides long. RefSeq lists its product as uncharacterized. The record is from RefSeq and is a predicted model, not a curated record. NCBI's taxonomy places the organism in Eukaryota, Metazoa, Arthropoda, Arachnida, Sarcoptiformes, Pyroglyphidae.
UUAUUGAAAUCAUCAUCAUCAUCAUCAUCAUCAUCAUCAUCAACAUCGAAAUUGUCACAUUUGUUCAACUAUCGGAUUGAUUCAAUUAACUUUAAUCGUUGCUAUAAUAAAAAAUACAUAUGAAAAUUUCUUUACUCAAAGAGAUUUUAUUGGCCAUUAUGUAAAUGGCAACUUAAUCGCUAUCAUGCAUUUGGAUCGUAUUGCCAGUUUAUUUGCUAGCAUGUUAUUAUUGAAAUCAAUUUCAUUUCAUCAUAGACUUUAUUAUGCUAAUCCAGCCAUAACCAUAUUGAAUAAUGUAUUAUUCAAUAAUAAUCAAAAAUAUUUUCAUCCACCAUAUCGUUAUCGAUUGAAAAUGGCAUCCAUUGUUGUUCGAAAUAUGACAAAAAGGUUAUUAAUUCAUUUGUAUCAUUUAUCAUCAUGCUCAAUUUGACAAUAUUAAUGAUGGAUUUAACAACAUUAAUAUUCAUUUAUAAUAAUUGGAAUUAUUUACCCACCAUUGAUAUUGAAAUUAUUGGCAAUUUAUAUCGUUACAUGACAAUGAUUAUAAUGUUUUUAUAUUGGAAAAUGUUUGAAUUAUCAAUAAUAUUCUGUGCAUAUUGUAAUACAUUAAUGGCCACAUGUGUAUUGUCAUACUUGAUUAUAUUCUAUAUAAAUGUUUGGCAAACAGAACAAUUAUUGAUUGAUGAUUAUAAACAAAUGAAAAUGAUGCCACGAAAAUUGAUAUUAUUUCAACAUUUUAAUACAGAAAAUUUACGUUUACUUUGUUCUGGCCGUGUAUAUUCUGAAGCAUUACUAGAAUUCUUAAUCCUAAACAUUCCAGUCAAUUGUUAUUUGAUUUUAAUCACUAUUUCAGGCACUGUUGAAGGAUUUUCCAAUCUAUUCAUAAUCACAAUGAUUACACAACAAUUAUUAGGUCUUUUUGUUUUUCAUUUAAUGUUUGCCAUUUGUAAUAGUAAAUUUCAAGAUUCAUCCAUUCUAUUCAUUAAACAAUUGAUUCAUUCACAUCGAUUCAUGCAAAAACGAUUGCCCAUAUUGGUUAAACUAUCAAAUUAUGGCCAAGCAUUUCAUACGAAAAAUAAAUAUGGCUUUACAUAUGGUAAAUUAGGAUUGAUUACCAUUCAAGAAUUUGUAAUGUUUCUUUUGCUUUAUUUGGAAUUUUUCAUGUUCAUUUAUAAACAUACAACAUGACAGCCAUUUGGUUUUGUAUUGAUAAAUUGCAUAAAUUUUUUUUUUUAGAAAUAGUUUAUCACUGAGAUUUGAUAUUCACCAGAAAAAAAAAAAAAAAAAACGAUUCACAUCAAAUGCGUGUUAUGAUUAGAUUUAAUUUAGUAAAAUAAAAUUUGCUGAUUUAUGAGUCGA